Molecule: messenger RNA, 897 nt
Organism: Amblyraja radiata (thorny skate)
Lineage: Eukaryota; Metazoa; Chordata; Chondrichthyes; Rajiformes; Rajidae
Product: apolipoprotein D-like
Exons: 5
Coding region: 63-554 (163 amino acids)
Biological process (GO): lipid metabolic process; response to reactive oxygen species
Cellular component (GO): cytoplasm
Source: RefSeq, a predicted model, not a curated record
CUCUUGCUGCAACAGUCGAGUGGGGUUUUUGUAAAGACUAUCCCGUUCAAGAAAACUUCACCAUGGCUCAGUAUUUGGGAACAUGGUAUGAAAUUGAACAAACCGACUCUGAGAAGGGAAACAGAUGCCUCAUGGAACAAUACAUUGUGAAUAAAGAUAAUAAGGUGGAACUUCUGACACAGAUUGUUCAAGAUGAUGGUUCUGUGGAAAUUCAUGAAGGAGAAAUACUUUACGAAUCACAAAUCAAGAAUCCUGCUAAAUUUCACUUCAGAAUUUCAUCAGAAUUUGAGCGGUUUGGACUCAUGGGACCGGAACCAAGUAGCAGGUUCGUGAUGAGAUAUUGGGUAUUAGCCACUGACUACACAACGUACUCGCUUGUGUACUCAUGCAUUACUGCUUUGGGAAUUACACACAGACAUUAUGUCUGGAUUAUGGGACGAGAACGAUAUUUAUCAAAGAAUGUUACUGACAACCUGCAUGAACUACUGACCACAAAUAAUAUCAAAGUUACACUUUUUCCAACUGAUCAGAACAAUUGUGAGAUAAAAUACUGAGAACUGUAAAAAAAUGUAAACACUGUAAUCAUUAUCAAAAAUCAACGUCUUUACUUUAUUCCACUGUUAUUUACAUUAGGAUAACCAGGAUUUUUACCAUAUCCACUGAGCGAUGAGCUAAGUGCAAUUUUUACAUCCCUAAAUUUAUGAGUUGUAAUGAACAACACUGAAAUAUGUCAUAAAUUUCAACAUUAUUCAUAUUAAAGUCAGUUCUCAAAUUACAAUCAGCUGGCAUUAACAAUUUAUUCACAAUUCUGUUAAAAUGGUAUGGAAUAAGUAGAAUGACUAACUUAGUUCUAUUUAUUCAUGUGUGUAUAUAUUUAUAUAAUGGUAUAUGGACACA